AUGGCCAAACGGAUUCAGAGGAGUCAGACAACCACUCUACGAAAACGUAUUGAUAAGGCUUGGAGUUUUUGUGAUAAUUUGGUGGCACGUGUCUACAGACACAUCAGGCCUCUCUACUUUUACAUUCUGCUCUGUAUAGCCUAUACGUUUUCCACAUCUGGCGUAAUUUACAAUCUCAUCAAUACGCCUCCACCCUAUGGGAUAGAGAGGGUUGGAGUUAAUGAGACGAAGCAAGUGUUCAUCGCAAGCGGAAUGAUGACCCAGUAUUCCACGGAGGGCUAUGUUUCGGGCCUCCUCAACCUUGUGGCUGGCGUCAGUCUGGUCUUGGCGCUCGUAGAGCUGCGAAGCAAGCGCUGCAACGGGCUUCUGGCUUUUGCUUACGCGCUCACCUUUUGUGUAUCUUGCUUAAUUCAAAAGAGGAGAUUCAACAAGAAGACCGGCAUGUAG
Giardia duodenalis is the source of this 447-nucleotide messenger RNA. Its product is annotated as OST3 / OST6 family, transporter family protein. The record is from RefSeq and is a predicted model, not a curated record. The transcript has a single exon. Lineage: Eukaryota; Fornicata; Diplomonadida; Hexamitidae. The coding region runs from base 1 to 447 and encodes 148 amino acids.